Trametes versicolor FP-101664 SS1 is the source of this 2319-nucleotide messenger RNA. RefSeq names its product glycosyltransferase family 22 protein. Bases 128 to 2203 code for a protein of 691 amino acids. Lineage: Eukaryota; Fungi; Basidiomycota; Agaricomycetes; Polyporales; Polyporaceae. Gene Ontology annotation, biological process: protein N-linked glycosylation. Gene Ontology annotation, cellular component: endoplasmic reticulum membrane. Gene Ontology annotation, molecular function: alpha-1,2-mannosyltransferase activity. The record is from RefSeq and is a predicted model, not a curated record. The transcript has 8 exons.
CGCUCACGUCCCUUCACCUCCGUCUCCUGCCGCUGCCACCGUCGGCCGACAACGCUCUCACCACUCUCUCACCGCACUCUGUACAUGGUCACCCUAGUCGUCCUCUAGGUCUUCCACACAGACCACCAUGUCUACAGGCUAUCAAGGGAACCCGAACGUCCAGACUAUUAGCUUCCGGAGGCCCACGAACAAGCCCGCAGAAACCUCUGUGAAGCCGAAGAAUCGUCAUGGAGGUCUUCUGCAGGAUCAGCUCCGGAGAGCGCAGCGCGCACCAUGGUGUCCGUCCUGGUCGGCGGCCCUGCGCAUCUUCCUGCUCAUCCGAGUAGCGGGCGCCAUGUAUAGCGGCAUUCAAGACUGUGACGAAGUCUUCAACUUCUGGGAGCCCUUGCAUUACCUGUACAAGGGUUAUGGUUUCCAGACAUGGGAGACUUCGCCCGAAUACUCGAUUCGCAGUUGGGCGUACAUCCUCCUCCACUAUCUACCCGUACAAAUCACAGCGACAUUCCUAGGACCCGAGAAGCGACCUGCUUUCUUUGCCGUUCGCAUCACCCUAGCUGUUCUGUCGUCCUUGUGUGAAGUCACGUUCUACCGUGCUGUGGUCGACCGGAUCAACUACCGCGUUGGGCGUUAUGUGUUCUUCCUAUUGGCCUUCAACGCGGGAAUGUGGACUGCCUCUACAUCAUUCCUCCCCUCGUCGUUUGUCAUGUAUGCGAACACUUUCGCAUUUGCAUACGCACUAGAGCCGCCCAGCAGCGACAAUAUGCGCCGGACGCUCCUGGCCACGCUAGCAUUCGCAACUGGGGCGGUAGUGGGCUGGCCGUUCUCAUUGGCAGUCGCUAUCCCAUUCGUGUUCGAGGAACUCUUCGUCAGCGGUACUGACAAGGUCACGUCUGAGGCUAAAACCUCGUGGCUCGUCGGUAGGUGGAAGCGGAUGAUUACUUCCGCGGCAACUGCACUGCUGCUCUUGGUCCCCGUGGUCGCCCUGGACACCCUCUUCUACGGGAAGCUGACCAUCGUGCCUUGGAACAUUGUCAAGUACAAUGUCUUUCCGGAUGCGCAGCGUGGCCCAGAGCUAUACGGGACAGAGCCGACGACCUUCUAUCUCUCCAACCUACUUUUGAACUUCAACGUGCUUGUUCCGUUCGCCUUGGCCGCCAUCCCGGCACUUGCCGUCACAUACCGGGUAGACAACAAACGUCUUGGGGAACGCUAUCUGUACGCCGACAAAAGCUCUCCAUACACCCUUCUUGCGGUCCGACUCGCACCGGUGUACGUGUGGCUUGCGAUCAUGACCUUGCAGAAGCACAAGGAGGAACGGUUCCUGUACCCGAUCUAUCCGUUGAUUUGCUUCAAUGCUGCGGUGACAGUUUACCUUGUUCGCGGAUGGCUCGAGACGGUGUUCAUCGCCUUCACGAAUUCGCCUUACAAGGCCUCGCGCUCGACGUUCUUUAGCCAGUUCACGCUCUCCGUCAUCGCCGCGUCGUGCGUGCUCUCCGUGUCUCGGAUAAUGGCACACUGGAAGUACUACCACGCUCCGAUGUCGGUUACGCACGCCUUGGAGGCCGCGGAGGUCCCCCGUCUGCUGAACGUCACCGGCCUCAUCUCCCUCCCGCCCCCCUCGACGACAGCGGGGCGCUCACAGCGACACUCGGACGAGGAUCAGCUGCCGCGGAUCGACCUGGGCCUCAUACAGGACUGGGACCUGCGUCUGUGCGUCGGCAAGGAGUGGUACCGCUUCCCGGGCCACUUCCUCGUCCCGGACGGGGUGCGCGUGGACUGGAUCAAGAGCGAGUUCGACGGCAUGCUGCCUGGACACUUCGCAGAGACGGCGCGGCGUGGCGGAUUGCUCGAGCGUGCCGGCGGCACGAGGGCGGUGCCCAAGUACCUCAACGAUCUGAACGCGGAAGCGCCACAGCUCUAUGCGGACGUGGCGGGGUGCGACUACCUGCUCGACCUCGACUUCCCCCUUCACCCGACGGAGGCGGCGCACGAGCCGCGGUACAUCGCGGACGAGAAGACGUGGGAGCGGGUGACGUGCCAGCCGUUCCUGGACGCAGCGCACUCGCCGCUGCUGACGCGCACGCUUUGGAUGCCGGGCGCGCUGUGGCAGCAGAACAACGAGUUUGGGGAGUUCUGCCUGCUGAAACACCGCGCGAACGUGGCGAGAAAGGAGAAGGCGCACACGGUCGUGGGCCGGACGUAACGCGGUCGGUGGCGGGAGCGAGGACGGUAUCAAAAGCGCGCGCUGCAGAGCUGCACGGUUACUUAUUCUACGUCGGGCGUGCCGUAAUGUUAAUCCCGGUUUAUCCUGCAGAGAGC